Molecule: messenger RNA, 2523 nt
Organism: Sebastes umbrosus (honeycomb rockfish)
Lineage: Eukaryota; Metazoa; Chordata; Actinopteri; Perciformes; Sebastidae
Gene: pex19
Product: peroxisomal biogenesis factor 19
Exons: 8
Coding region: 84-959 (291 amino acids)
Biological process (GO): protein import into peroxisome membrane
Cellular component (GO): peroxisomal membrane; peroxisome
Source: RefSeq, a predicted model, not a curated record
AUGACGUCAUAGUUUCCGCGACAUUUUGACAACAGAAACGUCAUUGUUCGGAGACGGUGGGUGUUUGGAGAGAAGGUAACAUCAUGGCGUCGGGAACAGGAGAGCCGUCCAGCGGACACGAUGCAGAACUGGACGAAUUACUGGACAGUGCGUUGGAUGACUUUGACAAGACACCCCCCCCUCCAGCCCCCGAACCUGCUGCUGCUUCCUCCUCAGCCAACAGCGGUGCAGAGAAGCCACCCCUGCUUGAAGACUGCAAACUCUUUGAGACUCUCUUCGAGGGGGACAUGGCGACCCAAGCCAAGGAGGAGUGGGAGAAGGCCAUGACUGAGCUGGCCCAGGAGGAGCCCGAAUUACUGCAGCACUUCCAUAAACUGUCAGAGGCUGCAGGCAAAGUUGGCACUGACACCGCCUCCCAACAAGAAUUCACUUCCUGUCUUAAGCAAACCCUUCAUGGCCUGGCCAAAAAUGCAGACAACCUGCAGUCCUCAGGACUCGCUGGAGACGACCUCGUCAAGGCUCUAGAAGGCCUGGGAUUGGAAGAGGGUGGCGAAGGAGGCGGUGAUGACGGAAACAUCCUGCCCAUCAUGCAGUCCAUCAUGCAGAAUCUCCUCUCUAAGGAAGUGCUUUAUCCAUCUCUCAAAGAGAUCACUGCUAAGUACCCAGAAUGGUUGGAUGCCAACAAGCCCAGCCUGAGCCCAGAGGACUACCAGCGCUAUGAGCAGCAGGCCAAAAUCAUGGGAGAGAUCUGUAAGCAGUUUGAGAGGGAGGAGCAGGGGGCAGAUAAAGAAGGCACCUUCGAGGGCAUCAUGGACCUGAUGCAAAAGCUGCAAGACCUGGGCCAACCACCCAAAGAGUUAGCAGGUGAUGCGCCUCCAGGCUUUAACUUUGACAUGGAGUCCCUCAAUCUCCCAGGAGGCCCUGGGGCGGGGGCGGCAGAGCAGUGCUCCAUCAUGUGAUGAGGUAGCGGUGCGGUCCAUCAGAAGCACCACUGAAGCCAGAGGGUCACUCUGUGUGCGUCAGCGACAGGCAGGGAGUGAAGGAGUGUGAAGCAAAGGUUAGGCAGGAGAGUGACCAGACCGUCGACACCGUUCUCUCCUUCAAGUAGAAGGUGUGUGUGUGGACGCAGAAACAACAGGAAGGAAGCACGAAAACCAACAGGAGCCACACACACAAACACACACACCAAAACACACUCUCUUCUGUCUAAAAUCACUGAACGCACAACUGAGAACAUUUUAACAUCUCUGCAUUAGUUUGACAGCGGUUGCCUGCAGCUCCUUCACGGUUUAGUUUUAACAGCAUUCCUUUAAAAAGAAAAACACCACUGCCGCUUAUCAUGUUGUUUUUACAAUACUGUUUAGCCUCAUGGUCAAAUUUAUCAAACCACUUCACGGGUAUAAACGGUGCCUUUUGCAAAAUGACUUUAAAUUAUUGUUUUAGGUCUUUGGAUUUUGCUAUCAUUCAGCUAAGCACUUAAGAUUAUAGUUUUAGAAUGGUGUGAAUUUUGCAAUAUAAUCUCAUUUUUACACCAAGUCGGUGGUAAUUCUUUGGUACUUCAUCAAACACACACCUCUGUUUCUGUACAGACUGUAGAGGAUGUAACUUAACGAGUUAAUUACUUACAUGUAAGGAAAACUGGACAAAGUAGUGUACAUUUGUUAAUUAUUUAAAUAAUUAAAAAGAAUAGAGAGGAUUGAAGAUGAGAAGUUCCCAGAGCCUACUGUAAUUCAGCCAACUAAUUUAAUUAAAUAAGACUAUUCCCCCCCCAAAUAUUAUCCCCUAUUCCCUGGUAUUGAUUUGAAGUGAUUGAGAUGAUGAUUCCCGUAUGCCUUUGCUGUGGUUACAGUGAUCGUUAUAGUGUAGAGUUACUGUGCAAAGAGUUCCCCUUGUGAUUCACAGUGUCUAUAAUGUGCAGAGUGAUGUUUUCUUUGGUAUGGGGUACGUGCCAGAAAAGAAAAACACUUGAGGGGUAUUUAGGAGUUUUGACCACCUGAUGGCAUAUAUUGUGUACCCUCCAUUAAAAGUACAUCAUGCUCUUUCCAGAAAAGGUGACGAGCAGAGUGCUAAACAUCAUGUUGUGUCACGCGAGGAGAGAAACAUGUCUAUAAUUCAGAUGCACUGUUGGGUAAAACAUCAACAGCCUGAUGACAUGUUGGCUGUGCCAACGGUGGGUUUGUUUACUCCAGCAGCCACUUUUCACCAGCUUCUAUUGCCAGUCGACAAAUUUUGACCAUAGAGAGAGGUCUAGAAGUCACACGACCAUCAGCUCAUCAAUAACGGUAUAAUAAAAGGGGUGCUGUGAAAGGAUUCAGUCAGCCAUGCACUGAAAAGAGACCAGAUGUACAUCAUACGCAGCUGAAGGGAGGCUGCUGUGAUGGUUCAUAAAGGGGGGGUGCAAUCUAUUCAACUCUCAGGGCCGAUGCAACCACGCCCAGAGCACCGUUAAAAAAAACAUCCUGUUAUUUGACACUAUCUUGUUUUGUAAAUAUAUGAAAUAAAAUAACGGUAUCAUGCAAAUUA